AUGGAAGGAAGCGAUCAAGCUCCACAUGAUAUUGAAAACCCUUGCAUUCCAUUAGUAACUUCAAUGAGUGAGGAGUUGGAUGGCUUGUCUCCCCUCUCCUCUUUGUGUUGCAUUUAUAGAGUUCCUGAACGACUACGGCGUGUGAGUGAAAAGGCCUACACACCUCAGGUAGUCUCUAUAGGCCCACUUCAUCAUGGCAAGCAAGGCCUAAAAGCCAUGGAAGAUCACAAAAAGAGGUACUUACAAGAUUAUAUACGUCGGACCAGGUGUGCUCUGUCAUCUCUGCUCUGCCUUCUAAGCGUUGAGAGUCUCUUCUUAGCCGUUUUCUCCUUGUCAUUUCCUAUUGGUCCUCCACAUGACACGAGCUGGGUUUGUCACCAGCCUAGAGGUGUAAGAGAGCUGGAGAAAGAAAAAGGCAAAGUUCCCCACUGCCUUGAGAACCAUAGACUGGUCAACAAGUCAGCUUUCUCUGGAAUGGAUAACUUGCGCCCCAAGUCACUGAUUUCCUAA
Messenger RNA from Prunus armeniaca (apricot), 510 nucleotides. Lineage: Eukaryota; Viridiplantae; Streptophyta; Magnoliopsida; Rosales; Rosaceae. The record is from the annotation of a GenBank genome assembly.